AUUCAAAGUAUCAUGCGUCACGUUGUAUGUGGAGAACAAACAGCAUCCACAAACCAGCGGAAGACCUUCACCAACAUCCGUCCCUCCCUAUACUUCCGGUUUGAAGAAUACUGUGGGGAAGUGCAGGAACAUCCGCAUGACGAUUUCCAGUAUCUCUCAACACCUUGCUUCGUCACCAUCAUUCUCAAUCUGAAUUGAAAGCAGCAGCCAUAGCCCAGCUUCUACGCACAGUAUCCACGCGCUUGAAGGUAUGAACUUCUACGACGAAGAGUCAUUUCCAAACAGCACCUAUGUAAAUGUGCCUACAACCACAACGUACGACUCGAACACCACCGCCAGUCGGGGCAUCACCACUACUGCAGCACUGUCGACGCUCUUUAACACAGAGUCCUUCACCAACACCACCAUAGUGGUCGACGCUUUCCUCUUCAAGAAUUAUCCUCCGGUUAUCCUGAAAACCGGAUUUGUCUUCCUGCUCGUGUUCGCUGUCUUCGGGGUGUUCGCCAACGCGGUUUCCAUGCUGGCCAUCGUGCGCUGUUCAAAGCUCAAAAACGCCACGACAUCUUUUCUGGUCAACCUGUGCUUCAGCGACCUGCUCUUCUGCGGCACGAGCACGCCUUUCGCCGUAUCUGUCUUCUGGUACGGCGGCUGGAAUUACUCCCAUUCUACCUGCGUAGUGUACGGUGUUUCGCGGUUCUUCAACGUGGGAUCAUCCGUCUUAACCGUAAUGGUCAUCGCCAUCAACCGCCUGGUUAUGAUUGCCCAACCGACAAGGUACAAGCAGACCUUCACCCCCGGAAACAAUCUUCUAAUAAUCACGGGGAUUUGGCUUCUAUCCUUUAGCCUCGUGAUAUGGCCGACUGCUAGAGUAUGGGGUCGGUUUGCCUGGGACCCAUACACCGGGACAUGUAGUGUGGUGCCACAUAACGGCAAAAGCAGCAAACAGUUCACGUUGACGUUUGUGUACAUCGUUCCAACGAUCGUUUUCCUCUCAUGCUACGGCAGAAUCUUUUGCAUUGUACGCAGCUCGAACAAGAACCUGAGGCAGCACAACAGCGGCAGACGCAGGUCAACGGCGUAUGUUGCCAGCAUGGUGACGCUACCUGCCGAGAAAAAUAAGAAGCAGGUCAAGAAAAGAGAGAAAAACGUUAGACUCCUGCGAAUGGUUCUCGUUAUAUUUGUGACAUUCACACUGUGUUAUCUGCCAUUGCUCCUCUUGAAGGCGUUUAGGAUCUUGAACCACUGUCCCGCGGUUCAGGUGACCGCGUAUAUGACAUUUUAUCUUUCGGGAUGCCUCAACCCGGUUAUUUAUAUUUGUAUGAGUAGGGAAUAUAGGAAAGCUUACUCCGAUUUGUUCAGCAGGGACAAAGCGUCCCCUGAUGUGACGGCAAGUCGGGAUUUAGAGUGAUACCAAACGGAAGUGCACGCAACUUGUAUCCUUACCAAGUGUACGUCUCAUAGCGCUCUCGCAAGAUCUACAAUCCAAAGUGAUCCAACAGGAUGCUCUGGCGAAUGUCGUCAUUUCUGCAGGAUUCACUUAUGUCAGGAAGUGACUUCCAUAUGCUUCAAAGCUGUAGUGCAAGGACUGGGGAGUUGAUCAUCGGGGCACAGGUAGAUGUGUGGAGCACGACGUGUGAGCAUUCGGGGGUAGGAUGCUCGACUGAGCGCCUGGAAUAAACGGGCUACCGUGGACUCUACGAGGCCCAUUCUUGUUGCACUACAUGGUGGCAGCGGUUCGCCUGGUCUGCAGCGACGCGUCACCGCAACGGAGCGUCGGCCGUUCCAUUCUUCAGUCCCUCCGCAGUGGAGCUUCCGGAAAGCCGGAUUUUAGGAAUCCGAACGAUUGGGAAAAGGUGUUUCACAAGGUGGCAAUUGCUGGCCUCAAUCUCCGAGACAAAGUGACCCAGAUCAACACUUCUCUACGCUAUGGAUCGUGGAGGCGGAGGAUGUACUGAUUUCACAGCUGUCGGACGUUUAGAAAGGAAGCUACAAGAUCAUCACUUUAUUCCAGGUGUCGAUGUCAUUUUCGGACGAGCCCAGGUCGACCAAAUACGGCAGAGGCCAGGGAGGUACCGAGCGAGUCCGUGGAAGCUUUCAUCGCAGACCUGCACAGACUGGUUGACACCAAUUCCUACGGCAAGAAUCAGCUUUGAAACUUGUCUGGAAAUAUAUUCGAGUCCACAAGGAACGCAGUGCCCAGGAAAAGGCAUGGCAGGCAGCCGACUACAACCAUCGUCGGAAUGCACGGGACAGAUCGCCUAUCAACCCUUACAACAAUGUGUUUAUACGUGUAACGACUACACAGUGCGAGAUGGUGCAGGGUCAGGCAAUAAAAUCCGGGUCUUACGUGAUGCAAACAACGUGGGACGGUGAGACUUUGCACAUAUUAAACAUGUGGGACGGUAGAAUACCAGUGGACCCUUCAGCCGACCGGACAAGCUGAAAGCAUGGGGAAAAUAACUGGUGUGGAAACAAACAAUCAGGGGAGGUGUGGCAACCCGCAGUGGAAGAGUGUCAAGACAACCGGCUCGUCUCGGCAUCGAAUAAUAAAGAGAGGAAGGUGUAGUUAAGGAAUGAGGGCAUCAGUAUCGGGGCACGCGGAUAGUUGUGUCGAACACGGAGAGCGAGCAUGCGGAUUUAGAAUGCUUAGCUGAACACUUAGAAUAAACGGUUUGGUGUGUA
This is a messenger RNA of Ornithodoros turicata, 2682 nucleotides long. Its product is annotated as G-protein coupled receptor moody-like. The record is from RefSeq and is a predicted model, not a curated record. Gene Ontology annotation, molecular function: G protein-coupled receptor activity. The coding region runs from base 251 to 1408 and encodes 385 amino acids. Gene Ontology annotation, cellular component: membrane. The transcript has a single exon. Gene Ontology annotation, biological process: G protein-coupled receptor signaling pathway. NCBI's taxonomy places the organism in Eukaryota, Metazoa, Arthropoda, Arachnida, Ixodida, Argasidae.